UCGAAUAUGGGAUUUAAUUUGCCCUGACAGUCGAAUUGAAUCUAAACCGCUUUUUUUUUUUAUCUACACGGGGCCGAUUUACCCUUUACGGGGCCCUGCCGGGGCGUAUCAAGUGCUGAUCUGGUUUUUCAGAUUUUUCAAAUUUGCAACGUAAAAAAAAAACAAAAAACAACAACGAACCUGUCGAAAAAUCAAAUUUUUGAGUUUGAGGUUAAACGACGAGUUUUGUAUCGCAGGAUACUUGUUCCAACGGGAGAAUGCUUCGAUUCUCGGAUAAGAAGGCUUAGGUUUCAACUCUGUAUGAAAUCUUGACUAUUUACGAAGCGAAUAAUCGUUGACAAUGGCUUAUAACUAUUUUAACCGCAAUUUUGACACAUCCUGGGGUGAGGAGCACCCUCAGCAGGUCGGGAGGCAAACAAUGCCGCAGAGCAGUGUGUCGCAAAGGCUUAUGAAGUACCAACAGCAGAGUCACAGCGGCCAGAGCCCACAGGCGCAGGCACAACCGAGCCAGCCGGGCGUCUAUUCGCCGCAACAUUACCCGAUGAACCAGGGUCAAAACGCCCAGAUGCAGAACAUGCUCAAUUACCAGCACAUCCAGGGGCAGAUGUGCACACCGCCGCCCGUUUAUGAAAAAAACAACCAGUUCAUAGAUCGUGUGUUUACAACAUCGCCGACUCUUUCGGUCGGAUCAUCCCAUCUCGCAAUCAUCAGCCAUAUCGAAGACGGUCCUUACUCAUUCUCAAUUCAACUCAAGUCUGCUAUUGAAGAGGUUCUCCCGCAUAUCAAAAACGUUUUAAACCAGUAUACACCAUCUCUUAUAUCAUCUCCUAUACUACCAGGAACUACCGUUAUGGGAAGAAGCAAAACUGAUUUGGAAUAUAGACGUUGUUUUGUUAUGAACGUUUAUACUAAUUCUUGUGUUGUGUAUUACAUCGAUUACGGUAGUUUGGAGGAGCUCCCUUAUUCAGAAAUUUACCAACUGCCUACAGCGGCUAUAGAUAUUGCGCCUCCGCAAGCUUUGCGUUUUUGCCUCGCCGAGCUUGAAGAUGUGAACAUUACGACACUCUCAAAGGAAUUCUUUUCAAAGCUUCUCAACCGGCAAGUACACAUCAGAGUGACAGAAAGAGAGGGUCCGUUGUACCACUACUGUGACAUGCAUUUCGAGGGGCAAAACAUCAAAGAAUUGUUGGUGAACUUGAAUUCACCUUUGGAAUACACAAAUCAAUUCCCUCCAAGAGGUCGAGAGAUGUCAGUUGUUGUGAGUUAUGUUGACAGCCCGACUCAAUUUUUUGUACAAUACUCCAGUGAGAUAUCGGUGCUCGGGCAAAUACUAGAAUCUAUGAGAUUAUACGGCCCUACACAACCACGAUUACAGAACUUGGAUUCGAUAAAUAUUGGUUCCCCGGUCGCAUGUCUUUUCUCCCAGGAUAACCUCUGGUACCGGGGACUCGUCAUCGGCGUUGACAGCGAUAAAAUCAACGUCUUUUUCGUUGACUACGGCAAUCGGGACAAUGUCAGCGUCAACCAGCUGUGCAACAUAAGUCGAAGUCUUGUGAAGAAGUGGAGGAGCCAGGCGGUUGAGUGUUGUCUAAGCGGUUUCGAAAACGCCACACCUGAUCCUAUACUCGCAAGUCUAAUGGAGGAACUAACUUUGGGCCUGAGAUUCACCCUUAAGCUGCGUUCCAUGCUUAACGGAAACAGGCUCAGUGUAGAGCUUAUAAAUGAUAAAGGGCAGAAUAUAAACAAGAUGAUCGAAGAAAAAGCAGAAGCAAGAGCACUAGAGCUCUCAAAAUUAAGCAUCUCAAUACCAAAAACAAACCUGAACAAAAAGGAAUACCAAUCUCCACAAGCUGUCAAUCUUGGUGAUUCUGGCGGGAAUAGGUGGAAUGCAGGAAGGAAGUCAAGUGGCGACAGAGACUCUGAAAACAACAGAUUCAUCAGGCCUCCUCACAACCAACAUGAUGAUAGAUGCGAUGAUUACAAGCAAAAUCGGGGUAGGGCCGAGGGCGGAGACCCUAAGUCAAAAUCAUCAGUUCUCACAAAGAUGAAUGAUGGGAAUGACUUGAGAGAAACAGAAUCUUCGGAGAAUAGCUGGAAGGCUGAUAAGAAAACGGAUAACUUUUAUGAGAGGAAGUACACUGACCGGACUGAUAAAGACUCAAACAAGUUUGAUAGGAAAAACAGGUACGAGGAUCACGAGAACAACAGAUUCGGAGAACGUGGAAAUGUUAAAGAAGGCCGAGGAGAUAAAUUCGGCGAAAGAAGAGAAAAAUUUGUAGACAGGGAUAAUAAUAAGUACAAGGGCGAUAAAGACAGGCAAAACAGGUUCAGCGAUCGAAGCUUCCAAGAAGACCGACCGAACCGAUUCCACGACAGAAACUUUCAAGAAGACAGGUCGAACAGAUUCAACGACCGCAACUUUCAAGAAGACAGGCCGAACAGACACGACCGAAGUUCACAGGAAGACCGGCUGAAUCGAUACAGUGAUCGCAGCUUUCAAGAUGACCGGCCUGACAGGAGGGACCGUUAUAACAACAAAGCAAGAAGCGACUACUCCGAAAAUGACAAAUUCAGUGAUAAAACAGACAGGAGUAACAGAUAUGAUAAAAAUGACAGAACAAACAAAGAUGGCGACAACAGGUUCAACAAGGACGGGAGCAACAGAUUCAACAGGGAUGGAAACAAUAGGUUCAACAGGGAUGGAAAUAAUAGUUUCAACAGGGAUGGAAACAAUAGUUUCAACAGGGAACAGGGUGGAGAACGGAAGCGGUUUGAUAAAAACGACAGGCCUCCAAGGUUCAACAGAGACUUCGGAAGUAAUAAAAGUUUUGGAGAAGAAACCAAUAAAAACUUUGAGCCGGUUGUAAAUGUAAAAGAAUUGCAAAAUGAAUCCUGGGAUGAAGAAGCCAGUGUUGUUCCAGCAAGUCAAAUAGUGAGCAGUUUCAGCCAGCUGGACAUCUCUGAGGGCCAGGAGAUAACGGCACACUUCUGUUUCAUGAACGCCCCCAAUGACAUAUACGUGCAGUUGACCGAGAGCGAAACGACUUUAGUGAAAAUAAGAGAAGCUAUUAGCGCCCAUAGCAAUUCGUCAUCGGGGUCUAUCGCCUGUUCUGACAUGGUUAGAGCAAUGCCAGUCUUGGCGAGAUAUCCCGACGACGGUUUGCUAUAUAGGGCCAUUGUUAGGGAAAUAUUCAAACCAAGCGAUAAAGUAAGUGUCAUGUAUGUUGAUUAUGGGAAUCUGGCAACAGUUUCCUCUUUUGAUAUUUUCACCAUCACAAAAGAGUUAGCCUCUACUCCUAUCCAGGCCCUGAGGGUUGUUCUGAACAACCUGAAACCGCCGGAAAACGGCUGGCCUUCUGAACUGACCCGAUACCAGACGAUGUACGAAAACUUUGGCCCUAUUACGGUUAAUAUAACCAAGGUGAAAAUAGUCGACGGCGAGAUGGUUGCAAACGCCAUUGCAUCCGAGAGUCUGGUUUCUCAGUUUGAAAGAGGUUCAGAAGAAGCCUCUCCAGUGAAACAGACCAGUGUUCCAAAUGAGAAUGUGCAGAGUGUUGAAAAACCAGAAAAUGAACACGUACCAGGUUUGAUUUUCUUAGAUGUUUGGGCCGAGAAAUUGGAUUUACUCUUGGACCAGUUCUUAUAUUCGAAAAAGAUAGCGAAGCUCAAAGAAAAUCUUUAUUUGGUGAACAUCGAAGCUGCCAACGUCGAGGUGAUGGCGGAGGUUCUCCCCGGGAAAAAAUUAACUCAAGAAAUUCCAGAAAGGCACAUAAUUAAUGUCAUGAAAAUUGGAGAAGACAGGUUGUUUGUCGACUUUUAUAAUCUUGAUGGUGACGAUUGCGGGGAAGGAAGUGAUAUUUCUUUGACAAUUUGUCCAGUCUGUCCUUUUCCUGUUGUAAACAGAGUGGAUUACUUUUACUUGUGUCAUUAUGAAGGUGCUAUUUUAUAUCUGCAGAAAAGUAAAGACGCUGGUAAAAACAGUGAGAUGCUCGAGGAACUGUUUGAAUUUUAUGAAAAUACCCCUGUCCAAAAAGUAGACUGGGAGCCAGGAAUGCUAUGUUGUGCCAAGUCCGCCGAUGGUAAUUGGUACAGAGCUAAAGUCAUCAAUGGUCCUGAUAUGAUGAUCAAGUACAUCGAUUAUGGCAACACGGAAAAAGUCGGUCUCGACCAGCUAAGGAAAUUAGACAAGAAAUUUACAAACGAUCCAGAAUUCUGUUUUCCCGUCGUUCUUCCAGUCGAGUUGAAACAGAAUGAAGUCCCUUUUGAAGAUUUGGUUGGGAUGUUCGAAUUUAAAGUCUCACUUUUGAAAAACAACUUAGGAAAGUGGGUGGGCGAUUUGGUGUUUAUGUCCACAGGAGAGAGGCUCUCCGAUAAACUUGUUAAUAACGGACAAGCGACAUUGAAACCGAAUUCCCUGUUCGCUCCUGAAAACCUUCCCGUCGACUGGGAUUUCAGAAUCGGGAUGAAGUUCAGCGUUGUGGUAUCGCAUGUGGAUUCCCCUACAAUGUUUUGGGUCCAGCUGACGAGGGACAUAGACAGGAUUGAAGCCGUGCAAGAAGCUCUCACCGACGCUUUGAAACCGGGCAAGGAAGGGCAAGUAUUUGCUGCACUCUACCAACAAGACAGCAUAUGGUAUCGAGCUAUAAAAACCAAAAACGACGAAGUCAGAUUUAUCGAUUACGGAAAUACAGACAUUGCUCUAGAGAGACGUCCAAUCCCUGAAGAAUUCAUGAAGCCGGAAAGUGGUUACGCUCUGCAAUUUUUCCUCUGUGUCAAGCCCAUUGGAAACGACUGGUCUGAAGAUGCCAAUAAAAUAUUUGAAGAUUUCAUCGAAAGAGAGUUAGAAGCGAAAAUCAUAUCUCUCAGUUAUAAAAUUGUCGUCGAUCUGAUCAGUGAGGGUACUUCUCUUUCGGAUCUACUUAUAAAAGGAAAUCACGGCACAUUUACAGACCAUACUCCGCAGUUUGUUUCAGAAGCAAUGCCAGAAACUACGAACAAAAGCAAUGUAACGCAAAAUAAGCAUUUUAGCAGACCGCUUCCUCAAAACCCAAAUACAGAUUUACCAGGUGUGCAGAAAGUUUACAUCUGUUACCUCAAUUCUGUGAAUAAUUUUUCAAUCCAGUACGAAUCCCAGUCGAAAGAAUUGGAAAAUCUUUUAGGCAGCCUUUUAGAAGCGAAUACAUUCGAAAAACUCACUGAUUUUGAAGUAGGCGAUUUGGUCGCCGCUCAAUUCCCCGAAGACGAUUUAUGGUAUAGAGCAAGGGUUCUUUCGAAAGACCCUUUGAAAGCUGUCUUCGUAGACUAUGGCAAUACGUCUUACAUAUCAGAGGUGAGGAAAUUACCCGAAGAGAUGUUCGGUUUGCCCCAGUACGCCAUACCAUGCAGUCUGAACAUCGACGAGACCGAAGACCUCAACGAGAAAUUCUACCAACUCCAUAAAUCUGGAGAUGCGCCUUUUGAAGUCGUAUAUACCACAAGAGGGGAUCCGAAUAUAGUCACUUUAAAACACUUCGAAGGAGAUGACAUUUUAAACGACAUCUUACCAUCAAACGACAGUAUUAUAAAGAAAUCACAAGAAAAUUUAAGUCCGCCUAAGGAAACCGUUAAAUUAGAUGAUGAGAAAGAAGAAAGUACAAAAAUACAAUCCAAACUAUCGCCAGAGAAGCCGGAACACCUCGAGUGUUUCAAAUCCUGCUUGAUCGCUUAUUUCAAAUCACCGUCUCUUUUUUACACCCAAACUCCUGAGCACUCGACUCAAGUCGAAGAGCUAAACGAGAAACUUGCCGAUGCUGAUAAUUUCCCCGAUGUAAGUUCACCCUUGAAACUCGGCGAUAAAGUGUUAGCGCGAUUUCCAGAAGACAACGCUUGGUACAGGGCCGUCGUUAUAGAACUGCCGAACACGGUGUUAUUCAUUGAUUACGGGAAUGAAAGCAAAGUCGAAGAAUUCAAGAAACUACCCGAAACUAUGGAUUCGCCUCAGCUAGUCUACAAAUGUUCUCUUGUGAAGCCAGAAGGCGUCGAAACGUGGAGCGAGAGCGCUGUGGAUAAAUUCAAAUCGAUGAUCAACCUAGAGAUUUAUUUCGACGUCUACGUCUUUCAAGACGGAGAUGAGAAAAUGGUCGAUCUUUAUGUAAGCGGGAAAAGCCUGUCUGAUGAACUCGGGAAACUUUGCGAACAGAACCAACAAGAAUUGAAACAGUGCAUACUGACGCAUUUUAACACAUUAAACGACUUUUACAUACAGAACAUCAACAGUCCUGAGUUGAUGAUAAUCGAGUCCGCUAUGCAAAACCAGCUUACGCCGAUUGAUUUGAAGGACGUUAAAAUAGGCGACUUCAUAGUUUGCCCUUUUGAAGAACCUGAAAGUUUUUACAGGGCGAAGGUUUUAGAUGUGAAUCCAUUAAAAGUGUACAGCGUAGAUUGCGGAAAUAUAGAUAUAGUAGAGAAGGCUUUUAAAAUGCCAGACGAUAUAAAGAAUCUUCCUCCGCUCGCUCUCCACUGCUCUCUAAAUUUCAACGAUAAGACUUUAGAAGGGGAGUUAGGAGAAAGACUAGUCCAACUAGCCGGUGAUCUAGAAAAAAUAGAAUACACAAUCAUCGGGGAGUCUCACGAUAAAAAAAUAAUCCAACUAUACACAGGAGGGGAAAAGUUCAUAAAUGAAGAUAAAAUUAAUGAUCAAAAUAAACAAACAGACAUAAAGAAUGUGAGAGUCGUCGAAGGGUUUGUCUCGUAUUUUGAAACUUUAAACAAGUUUUUCAUACAAGAAAAUACUGACGAAAUCGACAGGAUGUCUGAUAUUCUUAAUUCGAGGGAAUUGGAAGAGCAGAACGUUAUAAAAAUAGGCGAUUUGAUAGCGGCGAAUUUCCCUGAAGACGGUGUAUGGUACAGGAGCCGCGUUAUUGAAGUGGAACCAAUUCAGAAAGUCUUAUUCGUCGAUUACGGUAACACCUUGGACGUCACAGAUGUCCGCCAGCUUCCCAAGGAAUUGGUCAACGUACCGCCCCAAUGUGUAGAGGUGAGUCUCAACAGGAAAAAUGGCGAUACAGUCUGGCCGGAAGACGCCAACCAAGCGGCCCGGGACAUGUUCGACAAGUACAAGGUUAAAAUCACCCAAUGGACGCGCGACGGCUGUAAAGAGCACAACAUCAAAUUUGAAGGAAACGAUCCGACCAACUAUUUCGAAAAUUCCAUCCUGCCUGAAGGAAGUUUCGAAACUUCAAAGGACGAUGUAUUUCGACCUUCCAAAGAAUGAAUGGCUGUGUAAUUGGAAACUUGAAGUACUUUUCAUAAAUUUGUGUAUUAAUGUUA
Messenger RNA from Cimex lectularius (bed bug), 7308 nucleotides. RefSeq names its product maternal protein tudor. The coding region runs from base 341 to 7252 and encodes 2303 amino acids. The record is from RefSeq and is a predicted model, not a curated record. The transcript is spliced from 18 exons. Lineage: Eukaryota; Metazoa; Arthropoda; Insecta; Hemiptera; Cimicidae.